Molecule: messenger RNA, 1545 nt
Organism: Saccoglossus kowalevskii
Lineage: Eukaryota; Metazoa; Hemichordata; Enteropneusta; Harrimaniidae
Product: phosphatidylinositol 3,4,5-trisphosphate 5-phosphatase 2A-like
Biological process (GO): regulation of immune response; phosphatidylinositol dephosphorylation; regulation of signal transduction
Molecular function (GO): protein binding; phosphatase activity
Source: RefSeq, a predicted model, not a curated record
CCAGGGAUCUCUGAGUAACAACAUAAAUGUGAACAUCAUCUUUACUGAAGUAGAAACCAUCAUCAAAACGAAAAUGAGUAACAACAAAUACUGCUUAGAAUUCCGCUCUAAUUGCAUGGAAGGCAAACAAAAGAGUAAAGCCAACAGAGAGUGGGUUACUGGUAGUGGUUUGCAUGACAGCUCGGCUCGUCCUCGGUGGUCUUCUAAAGAAAUACCUGAGUUAAUACCAGCUAUACCAGACUAUGAAUAUCUUGAAGAUCAGCACAUCUUUGUUGCAGUCAAGUCUGAAGACAGUGAUGAGUAUUUUGGAGAAUGUGUGCUGGCAUUGAAGUUCAAGUUUGGUUCGUUGCCAUCGUCAUUCAAAGCUACUCUUUCACAUCUUGGUGAAGUCACAGGAAAAAUCAUGGGUAAAAUGCAUGUGAAGACAGAUGAAAAACUGUUACGUACAAUGACCUCAAAGAGGAGAGGAAAAAGCUAUGAGUUGGUUUCAAUCGAGGAGACUGGUUCGUCUCAUCCACCAUGUUUACAAGAUGCAUCACUUCUCACAGUUGAUACAGUUAAUAGUCAUGAGGCUUAUACAUCACCAUCAGUACCACGAAAGAAAGUCAUUCUCCAAUCGCAAUCAUUUGAUGUAACACCUCAACUUCCACCAAGUACAUCAACUAAACACAGACCUUAUUCCUGCCAUUAUGGCAUGCAACCACCUGCUGCUGAAGCUGCAAUUAAUGAGUCAUUCCAUUGGGGAAAAACGUCUGUACCAUCUGACAUUGCUACACCUCCCAUGCUUCCAGUUCGCCAUCAUAUACCUUUUGACAGGCAGGCAUCUGAACCAUCUUCUAAACUACAUAAACCGCCUUUACCUGUGAGAAACAUCAGCAUAAUUCCAGAACAAGAAAACUUGUCUUCUGAGCAAGCACAAGAUGUGCAGAUCGCUGCCACCACCAAGAAAGUUGAGCCAGAGGAGGAGGAUGAUGAUACAAGUUACUUUGAGUAUCCUCCAGGGCCACCAGUACCACCAAGGCAAGGUAUUAAUGCCAUGCUUGGGAGAACACUUCCACCUGUGCCUUUACCACCAGCGCCAAAACAGAGCCAAGGAAACCUUCCACCAUUACCACCAUUGCCUACUAGUAUGAAUAAAGCAGUUGACAUCACUGAAGAUGAUAAAGAAGUAUGUGAGGAUUAUGAAACUCUCACAUGGCCAAAGACGAUCUCAGAAUGGUUGAUGAAUCUGGGCCUACCACAGUAUGUCACAAGACUUAUGGAUAAUGGAUGGGACAGCGUGGUUUUCUUGGACUCGAUUAUGAACAGUGAUCUUAUUGAAGCAGGAGUCACUAAUGAGGAGCACAGGCAGCGAAUGUUGAAGAGUGUAGCUGACAUGAAACAACAGUGACGAUGUGAUAAUUGAAAAAAUGAGUUACAAGAAAGAGAAAAACUAGUAUGUUGUGGGAAGGUCAUCGCAAGUAUUCAAACCAUUAAAAAAAAAAACGUAUUUAUCAGAAUUGCCUAACAACUUUUGACAACCUGUUGUACCCACCUUAUAACCAG